UCCUCCUCCUCGGUCCCCGGGCCCGGGCGAUGCCCACCAACUGCGCCGCGCCGGGCUGCGCCGCCACCUACGACAAACACAUAAACAUCAGCUUCCACAGAUUCCCCUUAGAUCCCAAAAGAAGAAAAGAAUGGGUUCGUCUAGUUAGGCGCAAGAAUUUUGUGCCGGGGAAACAUGCUUUUCUUUGCUCCAAACAUUUUGAAGCCUCCUGCUUUGACCUGACUGGACAAACAAGGCGACUGAAAAUGGAUGCAGUUCCCACAAUUUUUGAUUUCUGCACUCAUCUAAAGCCUGUGACCCCCAAAUCCAGAAAUCUUCUCACGAGAAACACUUGCUCCCCUGACGGACCACCUAAUUUGAAAGCAAAUAUUAGCAGUCAGCAAGUAUUACUUGAACACAGCUAUGCCUUCCGAAGUCCCAUGGAAGCAAAGAAGAAGAUAAUUAAACUGGAAAAGGAAAUAGCAAGCCUGAGAAAACGGAUGAAGAAUUGUUUGCAGAAGGAACGCAGAGCAACGAGGAGGUGGAUUAAAACUACUUGCCUUGUGAAAAGCUUGGAAGCAAAUAAUAUAUUGCCUAGGGGCACAUCAGAACACAUUUUGCCAAGUGCCUUAAGCAGACUUCCUAUGGAAGAUUUUAAAAUUAUUGAACAGGAUCAACAAGAUCAUCAGACAGUUCCAGCUCUCUAAAUCUGCAAUAAAUCUACAAACUCAAUUUACGGGAUUAACUCAGCCUGAAUGUUAGGCCCAGGCUGGAGAAAUUGGGCAAUUUUGAGAUGAGUACAUUUUCUGGGAAAUUUUACUUCAACUGGCAUUACACGCUCAAUAUUGCUUAGGUGAGCUCUAUCACAAUAUUCGGUAAAGUUAAAUACAUUUUUGUGAGUCUUUCACAAGUGCCUUGAGUGGGGCUUACCUACAUUUUCAACAGUUUUGCAUUGCAAAGGCGUUUACAGGUCACAUUCUUUUUUAAUGAAAAACUAUUUUUGAAGAAAGAAUCGCUGUAUCGGGUAAUAUAUUUGGAAAAUUUUUCAGGUGCUUAAUAUAUAUUAGAAUAGAAAUUUGAAUGCGGGGCAUUAAGAAGGGGAUGUCCUGUUCUGUAUCCGAUGCCCAACUUGAUGCCGAAGGUGGACUUGCUGAAAUAAAUGUGAUUUUAUAAAAGCCAACUUUGUGCUGUCUGGCCUAGUGGCUUUGGAAGAUUGUUAGCCCGAAUCCAUGAGUUCAAAAUACGACACUGACAGACAUGUGAGAAGUUACUUAACCUAUCUUUUGAUUGGACAUGUUUAUUUGGUUAUAUAAGGGGGUAAACAGUAACGCACCUCAUAGGAAUAUUAGAUUUCUGAAUGACGAAUAUAUUAUAUAAAUGAUGAAUGUAAAAUAUUCUGGAAUGACACAUUGCUGAAGCUCACGUGAGACGCGAUUAUUCAUUCAUUCAAUCGUAUUUAUUGAGCGCUUACUGUGUGCAGAGCACUGUACUAAGCGCUUGGGACGUACAAGUUGGCAACAUAGAUUAUCCAAUCUACUUGAAGUCCCUAGUAUAAAAUGAUGUGAAAAUCAGAAUAUGUAACAGAAGAAAUGACUUAAAUUCAUUCAGCUGUCAUGUUGUAUUCUCCCGAGCCCUUAGUACAGCGCUCUGCACGUAGUAAGCGCUCAAUAAAUACCAUUGAUUGAUGGAUUCAUUCAUUCAGCUCAAUGGGAGGAAGAGUAAUUUGCAUCUUGUGACAGCAUUAAGGUUCAGCACCAAAAAAUGAAUAAAUCAACAUAAUUUGGUUGUGGAAAGUGACCCAUUUUUCUUUUUUUUGUCAUAGAGCUUUUCACCAGAGCUUGAAUAAUUUAAAACUUUAAAAAUUUGAACUGUGACUCUAAUAUUUAUUUGGAGAAUCUAUUCACAUCUAGCACUUACAAAAAAUUGUUGCACAGAUGGAUAAUUGAAAUUGUUUCUUCCAAUACAGUGGCGUUUCAUGUAUCGAUCAGUGGUAUUUCUCAGUCUGUGGUAUUUUUGGAGUGCAGGCGAGU
Molecule: messenger RNA, 2009 nt
Organism: Tachyglossus aculeatus (Australian echidna)
Lineage: Eukaryota; Metazoa; Chordata; Mammalia; Monotremata; Tachyglossidae
Gene: THAP2
Product: THAP domain containing 2
Exons: 3
Coding region: 30-686 (218 amino acids)
Source: RefSeq, a predicted model, not a curated record